Messenger RNA from Cucumis melo (muskmelon), 801 nucleotides. RefSeq lists its product as uncharacterized. The coding region runs from base 213 to 683 and encodes 156 amino acids. Gene Ontology annotation, molecular function: acyl carrier activity. The transcript has 4 exons. The record is from RefSeq and is a predicted model, not a curated record. Gene Ontology annotation, biological process: fatty acid biosynthetic process. Lineage: Eukaryota; Viridiplantae; Streptophyta; Magnoliopsida; Cucurbitales; Cucurbitaceae.
CCGCUAAAGAAGAGAGAAACCAUAGUGCCAUCCGCCAAAAUUGACAUCCAAAACAAAGCCUUCGUUAUCAUCGAAUCUUUCUCAAUUCAUUUUAAUUAAUAGCUGCAUCUUAUAAAUAUCUCUCCUUCCUCCAUUCCCUCUCCCAACUCCAUUCCUCUUUUUUUUGAAACCUUUCAUUAAACACAUACCUCUCCUUCCAUCUAUUUUCGAUCAUGUCGUCAACCUUUGCUUCGUCGCCGCUUCCCAUGACUCUCCAGUGCACCUCCUCGAUGAGAAACAAGAGCACGACUUUGUAUUUGCAUAACAACCUAUCUGCAAAAGAUGGUAGUUUGUUUCGUGGGGAGAGGGUGUUUCCCAGCAUGAAAAUGGCAAAGGCAGCAAAAGGGGCAUCUUUACUUUCCAAGUCCUUCAAAUCAAAGAUUUGUUGCUCCGUUGCCCAACCAGAAACACUGGAAGUUGUUCAAGAAAUAAUUGCCAAGCAACUCUCUCUGGAACAAAGUGCAGUGAUCCCUCAAACAAAGUUUUCGGAUUUGGGAGCCGAUUCUCUUGACACCGUUGAGAUCAUGAUGGCUUUGGAAGAGAAGUUUGGAGUGUCCAUUGGUGAAGGUGGAGCUGAAGGCAUCUCUACUGUUCAAGAUGCCGCGGAUCUCAUCGAGAAAGUCAAGGCAUCCUCUGCAAGUUAAACCUACAUAGAACAAUAUCUAUUAUUCAUGCCUUCAAAUCCCAAUAAUUUUGUUUAGAUCGGUUUGUUAUGGUUUUGUUCUAUCUUUAAUUCAAGUAUAAGUUAAUUGCGGUUCAAAA